Messenger RNA from Adineta ricciae, 1662 nucleotides. The record is from the annotation of a GenBank genome assembly. NCBI's taxonomy places the organism in Eukaryota, Metazoa, Rotifera, Eurotatoria, Adinetida, Adinetidae.
AUGGAAUGGAAACAAAUUAUAUAUAAUCAAUUACGAGAACGAAAUCGAUACGAACGAGAUGUAUAUGCGGAAGUUGUAAGACACUAUAACCGUUUGAUUGAAAACUAUUCUAUAAUCUUACUGCGAUGUACUGAGCAAGAACGUGAUAUUCUAUCACUGCGCCAAGAGAAUACCGACUUGCAGAAAAACAGUGUUAGUGUGGCUGGUCUACCAGUAAAUGAUAAAGUGAAGACAUUAGAAAAUGAUUAUAUGAAAGCGAAAGAUGAAAUUCUCACGUUGUUACGCGAACGAGGAGAUAUAACGAAAGAAGUCAUUAGUCUCAGUCGGAUUGUCAAAGAAAGAGAUGAUAAACUUGAUUCGGAAGAGAAAAAAAAUCAAAUUUUAACUAAAGAAAAUAUCUCUCUUAAACAACGUCUUGAAGCAGCAAAAGAAGCAUCGAGUGGUUUACAGAAAGUUAAUGAAACAAUACUUGAUGAAUUUCAAGCAUUACAAUUAGCGUACAGUGAAUUAGAAAAACGUCAACAAGAAUUAGACGCUACGAACGCAUUCUUACGUCGAGAAAUGACUGAAAAAGUUGAAAAACAAGCAAAUGCGUUAGAUGCAGAAGUGCAACAGCACCAAAGACGAAUCGAAGAUGACGUCAAACGCAAACUCGAUGAAGCCAAAAAUGAUAUCACUAGUUUUAGUACGCCAACAACUGUGUCAACAUUCAAAAGUUCACUUAACGAUGGUAAAAUUCAUCGAUCACCAGCAGCAGAUUUUUUUCUAAAAAAAAUUCUUGAUGAUUGUUGCGAUAAUGAACUACAUGCCAUUCAAUUUCAUCCGUCAGGAUCAUUGGUCGCAACAGGUGGAAGUGAUAGAAAAAUCCAUAUCUGGGAACUAAAUGGAAAUUUAGGUCAAGUCCAACCAGCUUAUGUUCUUGCUGGAAAUAAUUCGACUGUCACUGCGAUUGAUUUUGACAACGAAGGCGCAAAUUUGAUACUCGGAUGUUCAGAAGAUUUCGCAUGUCGCGUUUGGGGCCUUGCUGACCAACGUCUACGUCAUACACUCACUGGCCAUGGUGCCAAAGUCUUUUGUGCUAAAUUUAUCACUGCAAGUCUAAUUGCAUCGGGCAGUCAAGAUCGUACGUUGAAACUAUGGGAUUUACAAAAUCGGCAAUGUGUGCGAACAUUGUUUGCCGGAUCUAAGUGUCAUGAUCUAGUGGCACUCGAUGCGUCGGGUAGUUUGAUUAGUGGACAUUUCGAUAAGAAAAUACGGUUCUGGGAUGCGAAAAAUGAUUCAACAAAAUGUGAAUUACAGUUACAAGCAGCAAUUACGUCCUUAGCAAUCAAUCGAGAGAAACAGUUGUUGUUAGCGUGCUCACGAGAUGAUACAUUGAAGCUAAUUGAGCUCAGGGAAAACCGUGUUAUACAAACAUUUAGUCACGAUGAUUUCAAAGUCACAUCAGACACGGUCAAAGCUGUCCUUUCUCCAGAUUGUGCAUAUGCAUGUGCUGGUGGUAACGACGGGUCCGUAUUUGUGUGGAAUACAACAACGGGCAAAGUCGAAAAGGUCCUCAAUAAAGAACACUCGACAAUUAUCAAUGCAGUGGCUUGGCAUCCCGAUGGCCGAUUCCUUGUUUCAUGCGAAAAGCAAAGACGAGCUGUCUUAUGGGGAGAAUAA